UUGUAUGCUCCACUCAUGCUCGGUACGGCGUCGUAAUAUCACGACUGGCUUCUGUUGCUUUCGCCUUAGCUGUGCCGAAGUCCCAGUUCGUGUGUGACGUUUGUCGUGCAAGUUUGUUUGAGCUAAAUGAGAAUUCUGAUUGUUGAAAGAAAAUAAUUUGUCAUUGAUUUCACAAAGAAUUACAUAAUUUUACCACGUUUAAUCAGCAUUUAGUGCCAAUUGAAUUUGUUGUAUCAACAAUUGCGGGGGUGUAAUUGCGCAGUUGGUGUGUGUUGAAUUGCAAAAGUAAAUCUGCGGUCGGGGGUACAAUAAAUUGAUUUUCCAUCGCGCUUGUGUGUUGACUUUACACAUUUUUUGUGCUUCACUGGCAGACGGUGGUGGUUGAAAAUGGUUGAUUCGAUGGAGUACAAUGCAAAGAAAUAUCCCAUCAUACAUUUGUAUGAAGAAUGGGAGUUGUCGCCCAACAUAAUAAAGACUCUGAUUACGUGUGGCAUCACAAAUAAAGCCAUUUUGCGACAAAUGCAUCAGCACGACCUCAAUGAUAUCUUCCCGAAGAGGAGUCAAAUUGGGGAUAAAAUAUUCUUCAGGUGCAAGCUGCAGGCAUGGCGUGAGGAGUACAGGCACCCACCCUUGAUUUGUUGUGACACGAAUAAAGCAAAAACAUUGGACAAGAUGGAUGUUGACAUGGAUGACCUCUCCAUCUCACCCAUUUCGUCGAGAUCCUCUUCGCCAGAAGCGAGUUCAUCGCUCCCAAAGGCAAUUGCAAUGCCACUCUUGGCACCACUUUCAAUGCCUACCCCACGCCAAGAGGCCCCAAAUCCACCACCGCACGUACAACCACUUCCCUUCCUCAAUCCACUGGACAUGAAACCCAAAAUGCUAUCCCAAAUGAUGUCAGCCAUGGAGGCAACAAAAAAGACCACAAUUGGUACACCGAGUGUGGACUUUACAGAUUUUUCUCGUAACUUUGAGGACAAUUUUGAUUUGGAGACGGAACUCAAGAAGUCCUUUCAGGGACAGAAGAUUCUUGAGAAUUAUCGCAAAUAUAAAAUUCUCGGAAAAUCAGAUCAGAACAAUCUCACGCGUGUUGUUGCUAAUUUCCACUUGAUGACCAAAAUGCCACUUUCCGCACAAAUCUACAUGUUCUACGCAGCAAAGAUUCAGGAACUCUUCCCAACGGAGAAUAAGGAGACCUAUUACAUUCCGGCAAACUACAAACAACGUCGUGCACCGAGAGGAAAGCUCUACGAUCGCUUUUGCAACAUGAAACGCCAAUCAAAAAACGAUGAUGAUGUAUUUGUCCCAACAAUUCGUUCAUACGGCAGCUAUCAAGCUCAAACACCGAGUCAGAGCAAUACAACUUCGCAAUCCAUGAAAUUCCCUUUAGAAUACACUGAUGAAGACUAUGAAGCCAUCAAGGAAUGGCUGUUCCACACAACAGAGCCGUGGGAGGACAUUGUUGGGGAAUGGAAGAAGUCCUCUCCGUAUCGUCUUAAUGAUAUUCGUGAUGAUUCCGACCCAUCAAAGAGCAUUGAGAAAUGGCCACGAUAUAGAGAUCCUCAGGGCUUUGAAUUGAUUGAUGUGGAUUUUUCUGUGAUGUAUCCGGAUAAAUCCGUUGAGAUGCUCAUAAAUUUUGAUCAGUUUGCUGAGAAAAUUCAACCAAUCUACAGGUCAGAGAUUAAAGAUAAAUGGAGUGCCAAACAUUUAGACUGUCUCGAUAAUUUUGAGAUAAAUAAAGAUACAAAAGACUGCAUUACAACACUCCUAAUGCAUGCAGUGAUGCACCCACCAGUCCUUCCUGGACGCAUUAAGCUUUCCAUCACAGAUGCGCAGCGUGAUUUUGUGCUACAUAUCUGUAACAUAAUGGAUUUGGACAAUGAGAGGGAUAAAUGGGAUCCAUCGGAACCCAAGAUUAUCGUCGUUGGGCCAAAAUUGGAGAAUCUUCAGGAAUUCUAUGUGGAUUACGAUGGGAUCCUUUAUCAGCUUCCUACAUUUAUCAAAUGCUUGGAUACCGUCAUGAAGCUCUGCUUUGUCUUCAACAUAAACUACCCCAUCCGAAGCAAGUACAUUUGGACAUUCUUUCAGUUGUACUUUUUCAAAAUUGAAUCACCCGACUGCCAUCCAAAAAUUGCCAAUCUUCUGGGAAAGAUGACAAAGUAGGAAUUAAAUUUUACUUCAAAAAUAGUAAGAAAUCAUAAGAAGUAAGAUUACCUAACUAAAGAAUUAAUCUUCUAGUGAAAUAAAUCAAAAUCUAUCUGACACUAAA
This is a messenger RNA of Lutzomyia longipalpis, 2266 nucleotides long. RefSeq lists its product as uncharacterized. Bases 388 to 2160 code for a protein of 590 amino acids. The record is from RefSeq and is a predicted model, not a curated record. The transcript is spliced from 5 exons. Lineage: Eukaryota; Metazoa; Arthropoda; Insecta; Diptera; Psychodidae.